Messenger RNA from Drosophila serrata, 978 nucleotides. RefSeq names its product serine/arginine repetitive matrix protein 1-like. The record is from RefSeq and is a predicted model, not a curated record. Lineage: Eukaryota; Metazoa; Arthropoda; Insecta; Diptera; Drosophilidae.
AUGACGGCAGGACCACAACACCGUCAACAGCAGCAACCGAUGACGGCAGGACCACAACACCGUCAACAGCAGCAGCCGAUGACGGCAGGACCACAACACCGUCAACAGCAGCAGCCACCGCCAUUUGGACGAUCGAGGGAAGCUGUAUACGACGCUCGCGGAGCUAUACUCAAGCAAGGGCAGACGGCUGCCUGGCAAGAGACGCGGCCGACUCCACGAGUCCCACCGAAGCCACCCCGGAGAGCACCCGAUCCAGCCGAGAGCUUUUUCAACAGUCCAGACGGUUCCACCGAGACUGAGGAAAUGCGUAGAGAUGACUGCUGCCGAUCCGUGGACACCGCCUCCACGCUGCCCAGUGCCGCCGCCCGAGCUGAGAGCCCAGAGCCGCAGCGUGCCGCCUUAGUACCGCCCGUGCCGCCACUUCAGCGCCGUCCGAGUUGGGAGCCGCAGCGCCGCCGCCCACGCCACCUUAGCACCGCCAGUGCGCCGCUUCAGUGCCGAUCCGUGGACACCGCCUCCACGCUGCCCAGUGCCGCCGCCCGAGCUGAGAGCCCAGAGCCGCAGCGUGCCGCCUUAGUACCGCCCGUGCCGCCACUUCAGCGCCGUCCGAGUUGGGAGCCGCAGCGCCGCCGCCCACGCCACCUUAGCACCGCCAGUGCCGCCGCUUCAGUGCCGUUCCGUGGACACCGCCUCCGCGCUGCCCAGUGCCGCCGCUUCGGUGCCGAUCCGUGGACACCGCCUCCGCGCUGCCCAGUGCCGCCGCCAGUGCCCCGCCUUAGCACCGCCCGUGCCGCCGCUUCAGCGCCGUCCGAGUUGAGAACCCAGAGUCGCCAGGACAGCGUGCCGCCCGCUCCGACGCCGAAGCCGCCAAGGGCUAGUCCGGUUGUCUCUGUUUUCCGCUUGGCCGUAUCCCGGGUCCGGGAUUGGUGCAACACAGGAGCUGUGACCAAAGGGGGGAACGGGGAAGAAGCCCGGUAA